Exserohilum turcica Et28A is the source of this 3382-nucleotide messenger RNA. RefSeq lists its product as uncharacterized. The record is from RefSeq and is a predicted model, not a curated record. Bases 28 to 2949 code for a protein of 973 amino acids. NCBI's taxonomy places the organism in Eukaryota, Fungi, Ascomycota, Dothideomycetes, Pleosporales, Pleosporaceae. The transcript has a single exon.
CCCCUAACACGCUCGUCUCCAUACAUAAUGUCCCUUACCGACUCCGAGCUCGAGCUCGUCAGCUCCGAACUGCGGGGCAACAACGACGACAUUCCUGAGGAGCCCGACAUGAUCCUCUCAUCAGAUGCCGAGAACGGCGAGUCGUUUGCCCCUCCACCACGCAUCGCCGCACGCUUCUAUCGUCACUCCGCAAACCGCCGCAAGUCGUCGGCCGCAUCGUCGCGCCGCAACUCCAUAUCCUCGACGCAUUCGCACACAUCGAACCGAUCGUUUCGCAACAACUGCCAGAGCCACCAAGUCGCGCAGCACCUCCGCCGCGCCUCCAUACUCGAGGAUCGCAAGGCAAGACUGGCAGACCGCGCAGCACAUGCCGAGCAGGUCAGGCUGCGUGCUGCCUUGGCCAAGGCCGCCCCGCGUGGCUCCAACAGCGAAGAGCGAGCCCUGGCGGCAAAACAGGCCCGCGAGAAGCACCUCGCACAGGUUGCCGCCUCGUGUGCCGAGGAAGUGAGGAGGGCCAAGAAGAUUGCUGAAGACAUGAAGGAGCGCAAGGCUGCCGAAGAGCGGAGAUAUCGCAUGGAAAUGGAGGAGAAACUGGCCGAGGCCGAGAAGAGAAGACUGGAAUACAAGCGCAAUCCCCGACGCCCAAGGACCGCCAGUUCGCCUCCAGCCAGUCUAAAACCACGCACCCAGCGGCCCGUCUUGACCAUCGAGGACGCAGCCAAGAGGAUCCAGGCCGCCUGGCGAACAAAGGUCAGGCGCGAUAUUGUUAGAGAAUGGCUGAAACUCGGUCUGUCGAUUGAGAUGGUGCAAGAGACCAGUUUCGAUGUUAUCACUGGCAUGCUCGCAGAUGAGAAGCUGCUCAAGACGACUGAUAGGAUCAUGACGCUGUUUGUGCUACUACCCGACGCAGACCCAGCCCCCCGUAGUGCCGCCGUUAGGACAUUCCUCUCCUCGUACCUUAUUCUGGCACACCCCACACAUGUUUUCAGCCGGGACGGCGACCAGGAGCAGGAUCUCAUCACCAAAGCCAAGGACCUUGUCAUCAGCUUCGAGUCUGCCUUGGCCAAACUGACCAAGCUCAACUCGUACACCCCGUCACCCACACGCACCGAGACCGUUCUGCUCGCCCAUAGCGCAUUCGUUACCGCCUUCAACGACUGGAAAUCCCGUGAUUCGUCAGCGCUUAUCGAGACCAUGGUUGCUUCGUUUGUCAGCCUGGAUGAAAUAUGGCAGAGCGUCAAGGAUGCAACCGUCGACGAGGUGGCAAACGAAUAUCGAAAUGGUAUCCGGGAUAACCAGGCUAUAUUGCUUAGUAGGAUCAAGAAGUUGGCUGGGCCUGACCGGGCUCUUACCUUGAUCAGGAAGGCCAUACGUGAAAGCCGGAGGUCAAGGCCAAAGAAGAGGCUCGCAGGUGAUACGGUUCGUCCGCGUGUGGCCAGCGACUCGACACCAGACUCUCCGCUGUCAGCCGAAAGCGCUGCCCAUCAGGCAGAGGCCGCUUCCGAACUCGCGGCUUCUGGUCAGACCAAUACCACUACUCAGGGUCACCAGGCCCAGUCGCUAUCCAAGGUCUUCACAGUGGUCCCUGACAACCGCAUACUUGUUCACGAGCUGUCUAUUGACAAGGAAUACCGCAUUGAUCCCUCACCUACCGCCGACCUUCGCGAUGCUCUCAACCGCGAGCUUUGCGACGCCAUGCGACGAGGCUUCGAAGAGGGUGGUAGUGCAAACUGGACCACUGCCAUGGCAGAAAACAUACGGGGCAAGCUGUUACGGCUGCUGAAGCCUGGCAACUCGAUGCAUACCCUCAUCUCCGAGACACUGGAUCCCGAGCAUAUCAGUCGGCAGUGCAGUCAAGGCGUCUUCUCGUACGCCAAGUUCUUUGGCUUCAUUGCCGGUAUCCUGCCCAAGCUUUGCGCUCCCUUCCGAGACGCAGAGGUCCAGUUGCUCGCGGAAGAACUGAAGGAAGAGGGCGAUCUUUCCAGCAUGAUUGAGAAGCUGUUCAAGGUGCUCCACAUUAUCGACCUUCUCUCCUUGGACUACUCAAACUUCCUUCUGAUGAACGCCGCUCCCACGCUCAUCAAGGAGGCUAUCGGCUACGAGCAACGCAUGUUCACGCAGGACCUCGAGGAGGGUAAAAUCACUCUGGACCGCACGCGCCGCUGGUGGCGCAGUGCCGCAGUCAAUAUGCACACCGAGGCUGAUCGCCGUGACCCAUGGAGCCAGGCCAAUCCCAUCAAUCGUCCCACGGCGCACAAAAUCUAUGCACGCGGUCUUGUCGAUCUCGCUAUCGCAACGCCACCGCUCCGAGAGUCCGAACUGCCCGAGACACUGGAACUGGACCGCGCACGCAUAGCCCGGAUCCGCGAGGACGCGCUUCGCAUCACGACGAUUGGAGGCAUUCUGCUCACAGCCAAAAACCUGCUCAAGCGGGAUGUGCGCUCGCAGUGGAAGUCGGAAGCUAGCAAGAUGUGGCUGGUGCUCAAGGAGAACGGAUACAUGUCUGAUGCCUCAACGGCUGGCAAGAUCUCGUCUCUUCUCGAGUCUUCACGCAACAUGCCACCGUCGACGCGGUCGCAGCUCUCAUCGACCAUCACGAGACUGCUUACGCAGGCCGAGGCGGGCAAGCUUUCGGACCCGGUCAUGAAGGUGCUCUUCCAGCGGCUCAAGACACACAUUUUCAACCGUGUGAGCGCCAGCAGCUCGGGCGAGCGGGUGCGAGCGGCCAGCACGGCGACCGAAGGCCUCGCCACGACGGGUCUCCCUGAAUUCGUGUCGCAGGUGGCGGACAUUUGCGACCAGCUCGGCAAGGUGGGCGAGGUGGACCGCAAGUGCCAUGGCAAGUGGUACGAGGAGAUUGCCGAGGAGAUGGAGCGGCUGGGUGUCGAGGGCGGCGAGGAGCUUACGCGUUCGUCGAGCGUGGAGAGCUCCUCUUCGUCUUUGGUCUAGAAGGAUAUUGGACGCGUGGAAGGGAAUCACCGUGGUGAUUGGCGUUUUUUCUUUCUCCUCUCUUUGCUCAUCAUCCUCUUUCGUCCAUGUGGGGGUUGAACUGGGAUGACUGGUUGAUUGGCUGAUUGACUGACUGACUGACUGACUGACUGCCUGAUUGAUUUGACUGUACGCAUUCCUUUGCUUUCUUUUUUUUUCUUUCGCUCUUGUCGUCAUGGUCAUGGUCAUUGUCGUAGUUGUCGUCGUUCACUGCAUGGCGCUGAGGCGUGGUUCUUUUUUCUUAUCUCUUUCUCUUCUCAUUUUUCCUUUUCUAUCAUUUUUCCUUUGGGGGGAGGGAGGGAUGAGGGGGUGGCGGGACGAGGGAGAUGGGAGGUGCUUUGAAACUUGCUGCAGAAGGUCUUUCUUUUCUUUCUGGUCUUUGUUCAUGAGCACA